AUGAGUUAUGCGUACACUGACAUGAAGAUUUAUCUGUUUAUUUUCCAGACUGGCCUGCAUGGUUCUAAAACGUCACUACCCCGAAAGAGCUUCCAAGGAGCGUCAUACCCGAAUAUAUGGGAGGUACUGGAUUGGGUCCAAAUACUUCGUCUCAGUAAGGCUUUACCGAAUUGGGGACUUGGCGAAGCGACACGCGGAGUUCAGGAUAUGCUGUCAUCCAAGGAAAUGCAAAUAUGGGCAACAUUGGCAAUGCAAAUGUUCUUAGACAUCAAGGAGUUAAUGGAGGAUAAAGGAGUGCUUGCAAAGCCACUGAGGGAAUACCAGACCACUGUUAUCAAGGUGGCUCUGAAUUUCCAAAAGACCGGCGCCAACCAGCGACUCUACACAAACCAAAGACCUGAGAUCGAUCGGCUCUACGCAGACUUGAUGGAUACGGUGGAUGAGGUUGGAUAA
This is a messenger RNA of Pyrenophora tritici-repentis Pt-1C-BFP, 453 nucleotides long. RefSeq lists its product as uncharacterized. NCBI's taxonomy places the organism in Eukaryota, Fungi, Ascomycota, Dothideomycetes, Pleosporales, Pleosporaceae. The record is from RefSeq and is a predicted model, not a curated record.